AUUCAUAAACUACGGACUAUCGCAUCUAGUGCAUCUCUCCUAGUCUAUUGCGCAUUUGCCAUCUCAUCUUCAUCAAGAUGCCAUCGAACAAAGAUCGUCUUUAUAUUGCAUUGUAUGCUCGAGGCGGAGGACCCAAGAUGCCGGGGAAAGAAGACACAUACCACUGGGCAAUACUGAUGGGACCCAAAGAUGAAAACAAACAGAGCAACGGCACGCGCUUUCACGCAAAAGAGAGCAUUACGGGGCCCAAUGCAUCUACAUGGCUCUUUGAGGAGAGGACAACGUCGUUAGGCGCGACAUCGAUGCUGCUUGUACGCGUCAUGGUAGCCAAGAUAGAGAAAAGAGAUCGGUGUAUUUCUAUUCUUCGAGACACUCCGAUUCGGCAAGGCGAAGUAGGCUGGAAUUGCGUCGGAUGGGUGCAGGAAGCAUUGCUGAAUCUGGAAAAAGAUGGCAAAGCACUUGGAACUAGUUUGACUGAAUGGACAACGGUCAGGGACACGGCAAUGGAGUAUUGCCAGCGAAAAAGGGACGAGCAUCGUUUCGAUGGUUCUUCGACUCAUGAUAUAGGAAUGGCCCCCACAUAUGACUUGCUUGAAAAGAAGGAGACGAUUCCAUAA
Exserohilum turcica Et28A is the source of this 617-nucleotide messenger RNA. RefSeq lists its product as uncharacterized. The record is from RefSeq and is a predicted model, not a curated record. The transcript has 2 exons. Lineage: Eukaryota; Fungi; Ascomycota; Dothideomycetes; Pleosporales; Pleosporaceae. The coding region runs from base 78 to 617 and encodes 179 amino acids.